AUGAGGAUAUACAGAUAUACACAACACUGCCGCACCUCAAACACUGAGAGCCAGUUACAGCGGAGACAACCCAAUCGAGCUACAACACAGCCUCCCCGUCCCGACAGCGGCUCCAAAUACCCAACACAGCCUCCACGUCCCGACAGCGGCUCCAAAUACCCAACACAGCCUCCACGUCCCGACAGCGGCUCUAAUGACCCAACACAGCCUCCACGCCCCGACAGCGGCUCCAAAUAUCCAACACAGCCUCCACGCCCCGACAGCGGCUCCAAAUAUCCAACACAGCCUCCCCGUCCCGACAGCGGCUCCAAAUACCCAACACAGCCUCCACGUCCCGACAGCGGCUCCAAAUACCCAACACAGCCUCCACGUCCCGACAGCGGCUCCAAAUAUCCAACACAGCCUCCCCGUCCCGACAGCGGCUCCAAAUACCCAACACAGCCUCCACGUCCCGACAGCGGCUCCAAAUAUCCAACACAGCCUCCCCGUCCCGACAGCGGCUCCAAAUAUCCAACACAGCCUCCACGUCCCGACAGCGGCUCCAAAUACCCAACACAGCCUCCCCGUCCCACCAGCGGCUCCAAAUACCCAACACAGCCUCCACGUCCCGACAGCGGCUCCAAAUACCCAACACAGCCUCCACGUCCCGACAGCGGCUCUAAUGACCCAACACAGCCUCCACGCCCCGACAGCGGCUCCAAAUACCCAACACAGCCUCCCCGUCCCGACAGCGGCUCCAAAUACCCAACACAGCCUCCACGUCCCGACAGCGGCUCCAAAUAUCCAACACAGCCUCCACGUCCCGACAGCGGCUCCAAAUACCCAACACAGCCUCCCCGUCCCACCAGCGGCUCCAAAUACCCAACACAGCCUCCACGUCCCGACAGCGGCUCCAAAUACCCAACACAGCCUCCACGUCCCGACAGCGGCUCUAAUGACCCAACACAGCCUCCACGCCCCGACAGCGGCUCCAAAUACCCAACACAGCCUCCCCGUCCCGACAGCGGCUCCAAAUACCCAACACAGCCUCCACGUCCCGACAGCGGCUCCAAAUAUCCAACACAGCCUCCACGCCCCGACAGCGGCUCCAAAUAUCCAACACAGCCUCCACGCCCCGACAGCGGCUCCAAAUACCCAACACAGCCUCCACAUCCCGACAGCGGCUCCAAAUACCCAAAGUGCCGAUACCCAGCGUGCGACUCUAAAGAAACCCAAAGCAGGUCGAAUGAAAUGCUAAGAUCUUGA
Pecten maximus is the source of this 1245-nucleotide messenger RNA. RefSeq names its product vegetative cell wall protein gp1-like. The record is from RefSeq and is a predicted model, not a curated record. Lineage: Eukaryota; Metazoa; Mollusca; Bivalvia; Pectinida; Pectinidae. The transcript has a single exon. Bases 1 to 1245 code for a protein of 414 amino acids.